Messenger RNA from Sabethes cyaneus, 1020 nucleotides. RefSeq names its product interferon-inducible double-stranded RNA-dependent protein kinase activator A homolog. The coding region runs from base 1 to 1020 and encodes 339 amino acids. The transcript has a single exon. NCBI's taxonomy places the organism in Eukaryota, Metazoa, Arthropoda, Insecta, Diptera, Culicidae. The record is from RefSeq and is a predicted model, not a curated record.
AUGGAUGUACCUCCUCCCAAAGAUCUAAAUGAAUUGGUGGCUGAUUAUCUGAUCCGUUCGAAGAAAGAAUCUGACGACAAGCAAGUAGCACUCAAAAUGAAAUUAACCAGUGCCAAUGACGUGAAGACACCAGUCUCACUGUUGCAGGAGCGGCUUAGCCGUCGGGGCAUAGCGCCACAGUAUGAUUUGCUGCAAGUAGAGGGACCGAAACACGAACCGACAUUUCGCUAUCGCGUAUCUUGUCAGGAUAAAGACGCUAUGGGUACGGGAAAGUCAAAAAAAGAAGCACAGCAUGCAGCCGCCGAGGCUCUAAUCGACAAGCUGGAGGGAAUUUCGCUCAGUGAUCCUCCAUCCGGGACCUCAAAAGUCAAGCCAAACAAAGUCGACGAAGGCGAAGAUGAACCAACGGGAAACUAUAUUGGUCAGCUGCAAGAGAUGUGCGUGGCCCGUCGCUGGCCACCGCCAACCUAUGAAACUGAGAAGGCAGUUGGAUUACCACACCUACGCCAGUUUACUAUUGGUUGUUCGGUUUUGAAAUAUCAUGAGGUAGGCAAGGGUAAAAGUAAAAAGCUUGCCAAACAUCGGGCUGCGAAGCGCAUGUGGCAAAGAUUGCAGGAGCAACCAUUAGGGUCGAAUCAAAUUGUGCAGAAGCUUGACGAAGAAAGCGAAGAAGAGCUGGAAGCGACCACCUCCACUGGCCAUGGUCAAAAGGAUUCCCAGUUCCAUAGUAGCUUGAAGGCGCGCACCGGCAAAACCUUGAGCAAAUUGCAAGCUACUUGUCUUAUUGAUCAAAACGUUGAUUUUGUUCAAAUGCUUCAUGAAAUAGCUACCGAGCAACGAUUUGAGGUAACAUUCGUAGAUAUCGACGAAAAGACGAGUGGCGGCCACUUUCAGUGUUUGGUGCAGUUAUCAACGCUACCGGUUGCGGUGUGUCACGGAAGUGGAACUUCGGCUGAAAACGCUCAAGCAGCUGCUGCACGCAAUUCGUUGGAGUAUCUGAAAGUUAUCACUAAACCCUAA